UCAUCGUUUAGAGCGACAAAGUGGGAUCCUAUUUACAUUCUAUCUCAAAUAUUUGCAUUACAAUCACUGAGCUAUAUCCUCUUCAGCCUACUUCUUUCCAUUGCCCUCCUACUACUCGGGACAGCAGAUACAUCGCUCGACCUUAUAUUUGACGAUGCUGAGAUUCGCACAGAUACAGGCUUUGGUUGGUCUCUCAUCAUACUAUGGAUCGUCCAUGCUUUCAUCACCAUACUCCUUUUAACGUUUAUUGUACAGCGUGCUCGACAGAUUUUGGAUUUCGUCUUGACAUUUCACUUUCUUCACUUUUGUUUAUGCUGUUAUCUCAACUCCCGAUGGCCAUCCAGUAUAGCAUGGUGGUUGUUGCAAGGAGUCGACAUCAUCAUCAUGACUUUUGGAGGUGAAUGGGCUUGCAUGAAGAAUGAAAUGAAACCCAUCUUGAUUACCGGAGGAACGAAAAGGCCCACGAGCCAUAAAAUGAGUGAUACAACGACACUAUCCACAGAGCCAGACAUUGAACUGGGAGACAUGGCGGCCAGUAGUAGUCAUAGUCAA
Mycotypha africana is the source of this 552-nucleotide messenger RNA. Its product is annotated as integral membrane protein S linking to the trans Golgi network-domain-containing protein. The record is from RefSeq and is a predicted model, not a curated record. The transcript has 2 exons. Gene Ontology annotation, biological process: Golgi to endosome transport; protein localization to Golgi apparatus; Golgi to plasma membrane protein transport. The annotation marks the transcript as partial. Gene Ontology annotation, cellular component: trans-Golgi network; Golgi membrane. NCBI's taxonomy places the organism in Eukaryota, Fungi, Mucoromycota, Mucoromycetes, Mucorales, Mycotyphaceae.